Molecule: messenger RNA, 1998 nt
Organism: Spodoptera littoralis (African cotton leafworm)
Lineage: Eukaryota; Metazoa; Arthropoda; Insecta; Lepidoptera; Noctuidae
Source: the annotation of a GenBank genome assembly
AUGAAAACUUUUUUGUUUAUAUUUUUGGCGGGGUACGCUGUGAGGUGCGAUGAUUUGAACUACUACGUGGUCCAGAUGCCAGAAAAUGACGUACCAACCAAGGAGUUCAACAUAUACUGGAACGCACCCACAAUGCAGUGCAAAUCCAAAGGCAUUCUUUUCGACGACCUGUACGAAAAGUACGGAAUUAUUCAGAACACAGGCGAUACAUUCAGAGGGGACAGAAUCUCCAUACUUUAUGAUCCUGGAGACUUCCCUGCGUUACUAAGAAAUAGUACUAGUGGCGAAAUUAAAUAUAGAAACGGUGGAGUACCUCAGGAAGGGGACUUGAUAGAACAUCUGGAUACGUAUCAACAAGUUCUGGAGCAAAGUGUGCCUGAUAAGGAUUUUAACGGUGUUGGAAUUAUAGACUUUGAGUCAUGGCGGCCGGUGUUCCGGCAAAACUUCGGGGACCUGACUCCGUACAAGGACAUGUCCUAUGAGAUAGAGAAACAGAGACAUUGGUGGUGGAAGAAGGAGUGGAUACAGGAAGAGGCUAAGCGUCGUUUCGAGGCAGCUGGUCGAGAGUUCAUGCAGGCAACGCUGGCGCUGUCGAAGAAGAUGCGGCCCCGCGCUAUAUGGGGGUACUACGGGUUCCCGUAUUGUUUCAAUAUGGCGUCCAACAAUAUGAAGGAGACCUGUGCUGAUAAAGUGCCUCAGGAGAAUGAUAGGAUAAGUUGGCUCUGGCAGGAGAGCACAGCGCUGUACCCCUCAGUGUACAGUUCAGCGAGCCUGAGCACGCGACAGCUGGCUGCUCUCAUCCGUGGCAGAGUGAAGGAAGCUGCCAGGAUGGUCCGGGGAGGAGCGCCCAUACUGCCUUACUUCUGGUACCGGUAUAGAGACAGUGGGUUCUUGAAUAAGACCGACUUGUAUGUAGCCUUGAACACGUUUUAUAAAUCAAACGCAUCAGGUUUCAUCAUAUGGGGCAGUUCCAAUGACGUGAACACAGUAGACAAAUGUAAUCAACUUAGAGCAUACGUAACUAAUAUAUUAGGACCUGCAAUAGCUAAAUAUACUAAACAAAACAUGAGACAAGGAGACGAUCCAGAAGUAAUACUAGGAGCUAAUUCUAAUCCAAAUAAUUCUACUACAUUUGAUCCAGAAUUCAACUGGAUCCCACCAGAAAAUUAUACACAAACUAUAGAAGAAAUUGUAGAUAAAGAACUUAAAGAGGAGAAGGAGUUAGGACAUAAGAAUGUUACAGAAAGUAUUCUAGUUGAUAUGAUAUUGAAUAAUAUAGCUGAUAGCUGUGGCGAUGGCUGUGAUAGUGCAAGUAAAGAUAUACCGACUGAUGUAAAAGAAGAAGAUACUGAUGUAAUAGAGAUGAAAGAAGGUGGAGAUAGUGCAACAAAUGAGUCUCAAGUUGUAGUAGUUACUGAGGAUCCUUUUAAGAAGAAUUCCAGUUUGAUUACAGGGACUGCCUCAACCACAACAGAAGAGUACACUUACGACUACGAUGUUAGUGGUCCAGAAGAUAUAAAUAUUGAAGAUGUAGUUGAAAAUAUUGAAUAUAGUGAUAUUAGUACAACUAGCAAAGAUAUAGAAACUAUUAGUACAACGGCUAAAAGUAUUGAAGUAUAUAUUACAACUAGUGCUAACUCGGAGGCAAGUACUUAUAGUGUAAGUAGAGAAGAUACGACAGAAAGAAAGGAAGAAACUAGUACACAAAAUGCAAGUACUGCUGACACAGAAGACUUCGCUUUGAGAAGUGAACAAAAUAAUGUCAUAGAAUUAAAUAUAGAAGAAAACAGUAUAGAAAGUAGUACUGUUUAUCCAACUAAUGCAAGUACCACAGAAUUUAGUAUUACUACUUAUAGUACAACUAGUCCUAAUGAAGAAGAGGCUACAAUCGAAAAUGAACUUAAUGUGACUAAGAAUAAGACAGAUGAUACUGUGAGUGAUAGCAGCACAACAUUGGCACCAGUGUCGACAGAACAGGUUGUUGUUUCAGUUGUUUAA